This is a messenger RNA of Myotis davidii, 1699 nucleotides long. Its product is annotated as zinc finger BED domain-containing protein 5-like. The record is from RefSeq and is a predicted model, not a curated record. NCBI's taxonomy places the organism in Eukaryota, Metazoa, Chordata, Mammalia, Chiroptera, Vespertilionidae.
UGCGUUAUUUGUUGUGAAGUUCUAUCAGCCGAAUCUAUGAAGCCGAACAAACUAAAACGCCAUUUUGAUAGCAAGAGUCCGAGCUUUGCCGGCAAGGAUACCAACUAUUUUAGACGCAAAGCUGAUGGACUCAAGAAAGGCAGACUAGACACUGGUGGCAAGUAGCACAAACAAAACGUAGCAGCUGUUGAAGCUUCAUAUUUGGUGGCACUCAGAAUCGCCAGAGCUAUGAAACCUCACACCAUUGCUGAGAAUUUACUGUUGCCAGAGACCAAAGACAUUGUUCAAGUUAUGAUCAGAGAUGAAUUUGCUAUGAAAUUGAGUGCAAUUUCCUUAUCUAACAACACUAUCCGCAGAAGAGUAAAUGACAUGUCUGCUGCUAUUCUAGAUCAGGUAAUCCAGGAAAUUAAAUCUCCUCCAUUUCCAAUAUUUAGUAUCCAGCUUGAUGAAUCUACAGAUGUUGCAAACUGUUCACAGUUACUGGUUUACGUGAGGUAUAUUAAUGAUGGCGACUUUAAAGAUGAGUUUCUUUUUUGCAAACCUCUUGAAACUUAAACUACUGCACGUGAUGUAUUUGAAGUUGGUUCAUUUCUGAAAGAACAUAAGAUCUCUUGGGAAAAGGUUUGUAGUGUUUGCACAGAUGGUGCUCCAGCUAUGCUAGGAUGUCGAUCUGGAUUUCAACGUUUGGUACUGAAUGAGUCACCAAAAGUCAUUGGAACUCACUGUAUGAUUCAUUGCCAAAUAUUAGCAAUGAAGACACUGCCACGAGAGUUACAAGAAGUAAUGAAAAGCGUCAUAAGUUGUGUCAAUUUUGUAAAGGCGAGCACUUUAAACAGUCGACUGUUUUCGCAACUGUGCAACGAGUUGGAUGCGCUGAACAAUGCUCUGCUAUUUCACACUGAAGUGAAAUGGUUGCCAAGAGGAAAAAUUUUAAAACGUGUUUUUGAGCUUCGUGAUGAACUCAAAACGUUUUUUAAUAAGAAAGCAAGACUGUGGUUUGAAGCACUUUUCGGCGAUAAAAGUGAACUGCAGAAAAUAGCUUACUUGGUUGACAUCUUUGCUGUCUUGAAUGAGUUAAAUUUAUCACUGCAAGGACCAAAUGCAACAUUCCUCGAUUUGUCUGAAAAGAUCCGAUCAUUCCAAAUGAAACUUCAGCUUUGGCAAAAAAAAUUGGAUGAACACAAAAUUUACAUGUUGCCUACCUUAUCUGCUUUCUUCGUGGAACAUGACAUUGAACCAGACAAAAGGAUUACAAUGAUAAUUUCUGUGAAAGAACACUUGCAGAUGCUUGGAGAUGAAAUUUCAUCAUACUUUCCAAAUCUACCUGACGCCCCAUUUGCACUUGCCAGAAGCUCAUUAACAGUCCAAGUUGAAGAUGUUCCUGAGACAGCACAAGAAGAGUUCAUUGAACUUAUUAACAACGAUGCAGCAAGAACUGAUUUCUCUACAAUGCCAGUUACAAAAUUCUGGAUCAAGUGUUUGCAGUCAUAUCCUGUUCUGUCUGAGACUGUGUUGCGCCUUCUUCUUCCAUUUCCAACAACAUAUCUUUGUGAAACAGGGUUUUCCAGCUUGUUGGUUAUUAAGUCUAAAUACAGAAGUAGACUUGUUGUGGAAGAUGAUCUUCAUUGUGCUCUUGCAAAGACUGCCCUGAGAAUUUCUGAUCUGGUGAGAAAGAAGCAAUCUCAACCUUCACACUGAU